Messenger RNA from Plasmodium cynomolgi strain B, 2109 nucleotides. RefSeq lists its product as hypothetical. The record is from RefSeq and is a predicted model, not a curated record. The transcript has a single exon. NCBI's taxonomy places the organism in Eukaryota, Apicomplexa, Aconoidasida, Haemosporida, Plasmodiidae. The annotation marks the transcript as partial.
GAUUUUGGAUUACAAGGGAGAGCUAUAAUUACAAACAGGUGUCGCUAUCAGACGAACGGGGGUAGAAGCACGCAGGGUAGAAGCUCUCGGGGUAGGAGCACUCAGGGUAGAACCACUCGGGGCAGAAACACCCAGGGUAGAAGUGGAAAAAGGGCAACUCCGUACUAUGACCUGCAUGACACGAAAGAGGAAGGGAUGUAUCGCUUAAUAAAUUUUGAGAAAUUAAAAAAGAGAGCUUCAAGGAAGUUAAACUUUAUGAGUAUAGUUGAUAUGACGAAGGGGGGUGGCGACUCGUCUAACUCGUCAGGGUGUCCUUCAGCACGAUCGUCAUCUCGUUCGACAGUACGUUCUGGAGAGGGUGCUCCCUCAGGGGACGAAACAUCAGACAGCACGGCCAACUCGGAGGAAGAUAUUCUAAACCGCACGGGUGUGAGUUAUGGGGCGUCCAGCGAAUCAACUGAAGAAAGCAAAAAGGAGAGUGCAGCUCUGAAUGAUGAGAGAAACAACAACAGGACCAUCGACGUAUACAGUUACUACUACCUGGGUAGCCACGGGGAAAAGUCGGUUCUGCAUAAGGAUGUAGAAAAAAUGGAGGACGGUGGAAAUGUCAUUGGGGGUGAAAAUUUAUAUGACCGUUUGUUUGUCUCGGGGGAGGAGAAGCGAAAUUGGAAUAGGAAUCUGCUGAAUGGAGGGGAAGUCCCUUCGGGCGGGAUGCAUAGAACCAUGAGUAGGGAGAAUCCAGAAGUGCACAGGGGAGCGUCCGUAAAAAUGGAGCAGCCUGGAAAAACGAAGCAGCCGCGAAAAACGAAGCAACCGCGUAACAAAAUAGAGAGACGAAAUAACGCCAUGCUGCAAAUUAAUUUAAGACUGUACAGAAAUUUUAAAAAUGUAAAUGUAGAAGUAUCACGACAGAAUAACCUCAAAGGAUUGAACUUCAAAGAAAUGGUGGUUAAUUUUAUUCGACUCGUAAAUAAGAAUAUACUGGAGAUGAGUGAACGGGGAGAAAUGGACCUAUCACACGAAGGGAACCACUGUAGAGGGGGGUUCCAAGACACCAGCGAUGUAGAAGAGUGGUGUGUUCCCAGGGGCGACGUCACGAAAGGGGGAGAAGCACAAGCAGAGGCACAAACGGAAGCACAUACAGAAACACAUACAGAAACACAAACAGAAACACAAACAGAGCUAUCUUUGCAACACGCAGAGAGACAACAUGACCCCCAGUUGGAGAUCGCUAACUGUGUGUGCAUUUUUUGUUCAGAAAAAAAAAAAAUUCUCACAAACGAAGAAAUGUAUAUAUGCGUAUUUAAAUAUAUGGACGAAAGAAAAAAAGAAGACACUGUCAUCAAGCCGUUUUUCAUGCACAGCUAUGUGUUCACUGCGUUCAUCAAUUAUUUCAUGCACUACGGGAGGGUUGCACGCGUGCACAGGGGGGGCAAACCAAGCGGUGAGAAACCAAGCGGUGAAAAACGAAGCGGUGAAAAGCGAAGCGGAGGAAAUCUUCAGCUGUACAAAUUUGACAAAAAGGUGACACAAAAAUAUGGCAUCAAGCGGGUAAUCCUUUUUGUGGCCAAAAGAGUGACACUGACAAGUGUGGGUAUCCACAUGGAAGGGUCGAGCUUGUUGCAGGGAGAGGAACAGGAACAGGAACAAGGAGAGGAAAAAACGGUUGUUGUUAUUAAUUUUUUUAAGUGGAGAAUGAUGAGAAGACGUUACGAAGAGAUUGUAAAAUUAAAGAGACGGAAAAAGGAAAAGGAAAAUGUGAGCAUUUUAAAAACUUUUUUUUUUGUUGUUAAUGCGAUCGAUGAGUAUUGCACGCUGUGUAACAUCCGAGUGGAUCACUCCAAUGGAAAAAAAAACGUUCACGAAAGAAAAAGAAGACACUUAAGUCAGCCAUUUUGCAAAAGGGAGGAUAAUACCCAUCAGAAUGGGUGCACCUUCUUUGGCUCUUCUUAUUUUUCCCAUAAUGAGGUGAGGGUCAGCCAAAUUGAGGACGAGCUAAACCGCAACUUGGCCAAUUCGCGUCUGCAGUUGGCUCUCGUCGAUUCUUUACGCGUCUCUGCGGGGCGCACGCUCUACCUCUUCCCCGCGCAUAUGCUCGUGCUCAUCUGA